This is a messenger RNA of Loa loa (African eye worm), 408 nucleotides long. RefSeq lists its product as hypothetical. NCBI's taxonomy places the organism in Eukaryota, Metazoa, Nematoda, Chromadorea, Rhabditida, Onchocercidae. Bases 1 to 408 code for a protein of 135 amino acids. The record is from RefSeq and is a predicted model, not a curated record. The transcript is spliced from 3 exons.
AUGCAAAAUAUACCGCAUAGAUGGGAACGAUUCGAAAAAAUGAUUAGAAAAAAGGAAAAUGAAGGCCAACAUUUGGCAAGACCAAUAGCUGCUGAAAAAUUUGCAACAGAUACUUUGUCGAAGGAAGAGAAGUUGAAUGAAAUGGAAUUUGAUGUCACCCAAUGGCAGAACACAUUAUGGAUGAAAAGAAAGAAACAUUUAAGAUUUUCGCCAUUUCGUGAAAAUAGUUGUGAAAAGGAGACCGUUGAUGGAAGACUGAAAAUUGAUAUGUGUUCGCCAUUUCCAAAAGAACUACCAGGCGAAGCACUGGACAAAAAGGUCGAGAAAGGAAAUUACUUGGCGAGGCCUGCUGCUGUGUCAAUUGGUAUCGAUAGCCUAGAACUAGUAAGCAUCGUUGUCUAUGGCUAA